CCCCAGCAGCCCCCCCUGCUGCCACGAUGUUUUUCACUUGCGGCCCCAACGAGGCCAUGGUGGUGUCAGGCUUCUGCCGCAGCCCCCCUGUGAUGGUGGCUGGGGGCCGGGUCUUCGUCCUGCCCUGCAUACAGCAGAUCCAGAGGCGAGUCCUGGGGAGGGGUACUUCCGGGGGGGGGGUCUAGAGCCCAUUGAUUUGGUUGGGGGGGGGCGUGCCCCGCUCCAUCCCUGGGCCGCAGGUGAAGAUCCAGGGGCAGAACAAGGAGAUGCUGGCAGCCGCCUGCCAGAUGUUCCUGGGCAAGUCUGAGAGUGAGAUCACCCACAUUGCACUGGAAACGCUGGAGGGGCAUCAACGCGCCAUCAUGGCCCACAUGACCGUGGAGGAGAUCUACAAGGACCGACAGAAGUUCUCUGAGCAGGUCUUCAAAGUGGCCUCUUCUGACCUGGUGAACAUGGGUAUCAGCGUGGUCAGCUACACACUCAAGGACAUCCAUGAUGACCAGGAUUAUCUGCAUUCCUUGGGCAAAGCCCGGACGGCCCAGGUCCAGAAGGAUGCCCGGAUUGGAGAGGCUGAAGCCAAGAGAGAUGCUGGCAUCCGGGAAGCCAAGGCAAAGCAACAGAAGCUCUCAGCCCAGUACUUGAAUGAGAUCGAGAUGGCAAAGGCGCAGCGGGACUAUGAGCUGAAGAAGGCUGCCUACGACAUUGAGGUCAACACCCGCAAGGCCGAGUCGGACUUGGCCUACCAGCUCCAGGUGGCCAAGACAAAGCAGAAGAUUGAGGAGCAGAAAAUGCAGGUGCUGGUGGUGGAACGAGCCCAGCAGAUAAAUCUGCAGGAACAGGAGAUAAUUCGCAGGGAACGGGAGUUGGAGGCCACCAUCAAGAAGCCGGCUGAGGCUGAACGCUACCGCCUGGAAAAGCUGGCUGAGGCUGAGAGGUCCCAGCUCAUCAUGCAGGCUGAGGCAGAGGCAGAAUCCGUGAGGGUGAAGGGGGAGGCGAGGGCGUUUGCCAUCGAGGCCAAGGCGCGGGCGGACGCUGAACAGGUGGCCAAGAAGGCUGAGGCCUUUCGGCAGUACAGCGAUGCCGCCAUGGCCGACAUGCUGCUGCAACGCCUGCCCGAGGUGGCGGAGGAGAUCAGCCGCCCGCUGUCCUCGGUGCAGCGGGUGACACUGGUGUCCAGUGGGGACGGGGCUGUGGGCGCCGCCAAGCUGACAGGGGAGGUGCUGGGCAUCCUGGACAAGCUACCUGACACGGUGGAGAAGCUUACAGGCAUCAGCAUCUCUCAGAUAAGCCAGAAGAAGCCAGGCCGCAUGUCCUGAGCUCCCGGCACUACUCGCCCCUCCUUGCCUCGCAUGGGACCCCCUGCUCCACCAGCUCUGGGUGGGGCCGAGCUACCCCCUGCCCCCACUUGCACUUCUGUCCCUCCGUGCCAAGUCCGCGUGGUUUAUAGACCCCCCUCCCCAGUGCCACUUGGAGGACAGCAGGGGUCCCCCCAUCUUCCCUGCUGCCCUCCCCUCCCUCCCACUGCCAUAGCCCAUCUACCUGCCUCAGCCCCAUCUCCUACAGUGCCUUGUCCAGCCCCCGCACAGGUGCAGCUGCCUGUAUGUGCCCCGCUGGUGCCACCCGGUCUGUGCCAGACAUAAUUAAACCCUGCCAGGGUACAUGGA
Messenger RNA from Alligator sinensis (Chinese alligator), 1664 nucleotides. It is a transcript of the gene FLOT1, whose product is annotated as flotillin 1. The record is from RefSeq and is a predicted model, not a curated record. The transcript is spliced from 11 exons. NCBI's taxonomy places the organism in Eukaryota, Metazoa, Chordata, Crocodylia, Alligatoridae. Gene Ontology annotation, cellular component: plasma membrane. Gene Ontology annotation, biological process: positive regulation of cell-cell adhesion mediated by cadherin; positive regulation of cell junction assembly; protein localization to plasma membrane.